Molecule: messenger RNA, 2769 nt
Organism: Rana temporaria (common frog)
Lineage: Eukaryota; Metazoa; Chordata; Amphibia; Anura; Ranidae
Gene: KCNJ16
Product: potassium inwardly rectifying channel subfamily J member 16
Exons: 2
Coding region: 272-1648 (458 amino acids)
Biological process (GO): potassium ion import across plasma membrane; regulation of monoatomic ion transmembrane transport
Cellular component (GO): plasma membrane
Molecular function (GO): inward rectifier potassium channel activity
Source: RefSeq, a predicted model, not a curated record
CAGGUGGGAAGGACGGCUGCAGGUAUUGUUGUGUGAGAUGCCAGUCCUUCCUCACGUAGAUUAUCAGGGUCAGAUCACACAACAAGGGUAAAUAUUUAACCAAAAAGCCUUGAUGGUUAACUUCAAGCUAACGAGGAACGAGGAACAGUCACUUGGUGUACCAGGCUGGAGAGCAGAGCUGGAGUUGUGCAAUGACUACCCGCCACGGGGAACACAGGUAUUAAAUGAAUAGAGAACUGUUUUUGGUGGAAAAUUGACUUUUGACAUCAAGAUGAGCCACACCACUGAUGCCUGGAGGCUGGUAAACAUUAAAGAGAGCACCUGGCACCAACACAGUGUAGUAUGCAAACGGUCCUUCCAGACCCGCUUCAUGCAGAAGGAUGGCAGCUGCAACGUCUACUUCAAGAGUAUCCUUGGGGAAUGGGAAAGCUACGUGGUGGACAUUUUUACCACACUGGUCGAUAUGAAGUGGCGUCACAUGCUUAUCAUCUUCACCUUAUCAUACAUCCUGUCAUGGCUGUUGUUUGGCUUCAUCUUUUGGCUCAUAGCUCUUCAGCAUGGAGAUCUAAACGACAUGGACAUAGUUCCUUGCGUUGACAACGUGCACACAUUUGUAGGGGCGUUCUUAUUUUCCUUGGAGACACAAACAACCAUCGGAUAUGGAUACCGCGGCGUAACAGUGGAGUGCUCCUUUGCCAUUAUAAUGGUAACCAUCCAGUCAGUAUUAAGCUGCGUCAUUGACACUUUUAUAAUUGGGGCAGCAAUGGCCAAGAUGGCCACGGCCCGCAAAAGAGCACAGACUGUACGCUUUAGUUACUUUGCCCUUGUAGGGAUACGGGACGGCAAACUGUGCCUCAUGUGGCGUGUUGGUGACUUUCGACCAAACCAUGUUGUUGAAGGAAACGUGCGAGCUCAGCUUCUGCGUUAUCAUGAAGACCACGAGAAAGGGAUCACCAUGGGAUACAAAGACCUGAAACUGGUGAAUGACCAAAUAAUAUUGGUUACACCAGUCACCGUAGUCCAUGUUAUUGACCAAGACAGUCCUCUGUAUGCUCUGGAUCGUAAAGCUUUGGCUGCAGAUAGGUUUGAGAUCUUAGUUACUUUCAUAUACACGGGCGACUCCACUGGAACAUCUCACCAGUCUCGAACAUCCUACCUACCACGGGAAAUCCUCUGGGGUUUCAGGUUCAACAACAUCUUGGAGGCCAAGAAGAAAUAUUACAAGGUGGACUGUGAGCAGUUUGAGGAAAUGACUGAGUACUACGCCCCGUUUUGCAGUGCCAAACAGCUGGACAUAAAUGCCAUGCCUGCUAGUCCAACCACAAGCUCAGUGUCCAUUCGGUUCACCUUCGAGACACCUCCAAAGCCAGUACAGAAUGUGUUAUCCAGUAAAAACAAGUCUUCAAGCUCAAUGACCAAUAUCAUACACAUUUCGGAAUCAACGGACUCCAUGCUUAAUGAUUUAUCUAAAGUAGCGUCCACAAGCUCCAUGCCCAAUGGGUUAUUCAACAUGUCACAGAAUAUGGCAAGUGUGGCAUCUCUUGGUACUAUAGAUGACAGCAAAGAAAACUUAACAGGAUAUAACAUAAUACAGGACAUCGAGGACAAGUCCUAUCAAAGGGUCUUCAAGACUUUGAGUAAUAUGUAGAGUAUAUAUUUGAGUACGACAAUUUUUGAUUACUAAAUGUAAUCAUGUAUUGAGUAUUUGAGUCCUUGUUACUUGACACCUUGAAGGGAAGCUUUAGUAUGUUAGCCAUGAAUAAUAUUGUUCCAUAGACAGUCAGCCCAAAAAAAAAGUAGUGUGAUCUGCUUUCACCUAGGGCUCAAGUUUAGUCAAUUUAGUUUCAUUUAUAAAAGUAUUUCUAUGCAUUUUUUUAUGUAAAUUCUUCUAGUGCAUAGACACCACAAGAUAUUACUACGUACUCUACUGUUUGUUCCUAUCUAGACUUGUACAGUGACUAUAUAUGAUGUACACUUGUUUGUCCUAGCCAGGGCUUUUUUUCUCAAAAAAUAGGUGCAGGUACUCUCCCCUUUCGAGUCACCCCUUGUCUCCGCCAUCUACCCACCUCCGAGCAAUGUUCCUUGGUUCCACCCCUUACCUACCUCCGAUUAGAAUGAGUGGGGAAAGGGGCCAGUAAAUAUGUAAUUUACCGAAUGCAAUAGGCUGGGCACACCUAUGCAUCAGGGCCAUCUUAUCCAGUGGGCACACCUGGGCACAGCCCAGGGGCCUCAGGUGCCCAUGGGGCCCCAUCAGGACGGGCAAGGCCAAUCCCAGGCAGGUGCACCAUGCCCCGGCACUGUAAGCUGCUGCAGAAAAGGGACGCCAAGCCUACGAAGCUGGGGCAUGCCACUUGACUGCACUGGUUGCUAGAAUCCCUGGCCGCCCAGCGCCUAGCACCCAGUGAUGUCAGAGGCCGCCACCCCCCCAGCAUUCAGAGCGUGCCGCGGCCGCCCCAGCAUUCAUAGCGUGCCGCCUCCGCGGCUGGAAAACUAGACCAGCUCCACCCACCUCUGCCAUCUUCAGACUCAGACAGCGUAGCACGCCGUAGGUCACCAUCUUCAUUGUUUGGGCCCCAAUGCAUUUCUUUGCCCAGGGGCCCAUGAUGCUAUUAAGAUGGCACUGCUAUGCAUGGAUGUGAUAUGCUAUGUAGAGUCACUAUGCUAUGUACAGUUAUUAUGCUAUGUAUUGUUAGUAUUGAUGUCACAGUAUGGACAUUUAUUGUGAUUUGCAGGUCAAUACCCAUUAAAUGCACAUUUUUUUUAAUCUAA